CUGGCCCGGGGGCUUUGCGUUGCUGUGUCCGCUCUCCCUCGCCGGGACAGUCGAGGGCUGCCGGAGGAUAUUAGCCGCUAGGUGCCCGGCGCUGCGGGCAGCCCGUCCUGCCCGUCGUGUGCCCGGGAUCGCGCCGGCCCGCUCUCCCCGGAGGUUGGUUCAGAGGCAGAUCUUUGCCAUGGGGCCAGCGGCUGUUCUCUUCCUCCUCCUUAUGCUCAGUGUCUCUGAGGCCAAGCGGGCGGCAGAGUCAAGGGGAGAUGACAACAGCGUGUUUGAUCUCUUUGAACUCAUCGGCUUUAUUCGCAAGGGAGCUGGGCGCCGGGCACCAGGAGUGCACCUGGUAAAGGGACCAGAGUCUUCCAGCCCUGCUUACCGUAUUGAAGAUGCCAGUCGCAUCCCAGCUGUCCCUGACGACAAGUUCCAAGACUUAUUAGAUGCCAUCCAUGCUGAGAAGGGCUUCAUCCUUCUGGCCACUCUCCGGCAAGCCAAGAAGAGUAGAGGCACACUGCUGGCUGUGGAACAGAAAGAUGGCUCUGGUCAUGUCUUCAGUCUGGUAUCCAAUGGCAAGGCAGGCACCCUGGACCUGAGCCUUUCUGGUGAUGGCAAGCAACAGCUAGUGUCAGUAGAGGAUGCCUUGCUAGCUACAGGACACUGGAAGAAUAUCACCCUGUUUGUGCAGGAGGACCGGGCUCAGCUCUAUGUGGGGUGUGAGAAGAUGGAGAAUGCUGAACUCGACAUCCCCAUCCAGAACAUCUUCACUAGGGAUCUGGCCAGCAGUGCCAGGCUCCGUAUUGCCAAAGGAGGAGUCAACGACAACUUCCAGGGACUGCUGCAGAAUGUGCGGUUUGUGUUUGGAACAACUCUGGAAACUAUUCUGAGGAACAAAGGCUGCUCCAGCUCCACUAGUGCAAUCAUUACAUUGGACAACCCUAUCAAUGGCUCAAGCCCAGCUAUCCGCACUAAUUACAUUGGUCAUAAAACAAAGGACAUCCAAGCAGUCUGUGGUUUUUCCUGUGAUGAACUAACAAACAUGUUCGUGGAACUGCAAGGGCUACGGUCCAUGGUUACAACACUUCAAGACAGAGUGCGCAAAGUGACUGAGGAAAAUGAACUGAUUGCUAAAGUGGUCCAGAUUACUCCUGGAGUAUGCAUUCACAAUGGAAUCUUCCACAAAAAUAAAGAAGAGUGGACUAUUGACAGCUGCACCGAAUGUACUUGCCAGAACUCUGCCACUAUAUGCCAGAAGGUGUCAUGCCCUCUAAUGCCUUGUUCCAAUGCCACUGUUCCUGAUGGGGAGUGCUGCCCUCGAUGCUGGCCUAGCGACUACGCUGAUGAUGGAUGGUCUCCUUGGUCUGAAUGGACAUCGUGUUCUGUGACUUGUGGGAAUGGGAUUCAACAGAGAGGGCGCUCCUGUGACAGUCUCAAUAACCGCUGUGAAGGAUCUUCUGUACAGACUCGGACUUGCCACCUUCAGGAGUGCGAUAAGAGGUUUAAACAGGAUGGUGGCUGGAGCCACUGGUCACCAUGGUCAUCAUGUUCUGUCACUUGUGGCACGGGUGUGAUCACUAGAAUUCGUCUCUGCAACUCUCCAGUACCACAGCUGAAUGGCAAACCUUGUGAGGGUGAGGCAAGAGAAACCAAAUCCUGCCAGAAAGAUCCUUGCCCAAUUAAUGGCAACUGGGGACAGUGGUCUCCAUGGGAUGCUUGCACAGUCACAUGUGGUGGAGGACUUCAAAAACGUAGUCGUCUCUGCAAUAAUCCUGAGCCUCAGUAUGGCGGGAAGACUUGCGUGGGUGAGGCUAAAGGGACUCAGGUCUGCAACAAACAGGACUGCCCAGUUGAUGGGUGUCUGUCUAAUCCCUGCUUUGCGGGAACUACAUGUACCAGCUUCCCUGAUGGCUCCUGGAAGUGUGGUGCCUGUCCUGCUGGCUACCACGGUGAUGGUGUCCACUGCCAAGAUAUUGAUGAGUGUAAAGAGGUUCCUGAUGCCUGCUUUGUCUUCAAUGGAGUGCACAGGUGUGAGAAUACUGAACCUGGGUACAACUGUCUGCCUUGUCCACCACGUUUCACGGGGACGCAGCCAUUUGGCCGCAGCGUUGAGGAUGCCAUGGCUAACAAACAGGUCUGCAAGCCACGUAAUCCAUGCACAGAUGGAACACAUGAUUGCAACAAGAAUGCCAAAUGCAAUUACCUUGGCCACUUCAGCGACCCUAUGUAUCGCUGUGAAUGUAAACCAGGCUAUGCUGGCAAUGGCAUAAUCUGUGGAGAAGACACUGACUUGGAUGGAUGGCCAAAUGAGAACCUUGUCUGUGUUGCCAAUGCCACUUACCACUGUAAAAAAGACAACUGUCCCAAUCUGCCAAAUUCUGGGCAGGAAGACUACGAUAAGGAUGGGAUUGGUGAUGCCUGUGACAAUGAUGAUGAUAAUGACAGUAUUCCUGAUGAUCGGGACAACUGUCCAUUCAUCUACAACCCACAGCAGUAUGACUAUGACAAGGAUGACGUUGGUGACCGCUGUGAUAACUGCCCCUACAAUCACAACCCUGAUCAGACUGACACUGACAACAAUGGAGAAGGAGAUGCAUGUGCAGUAGAUAUUGAUGGAGAUGGUGUCCUUAAUGAAAUGGACAACUGCCAGUAUGUCUACAAUGUAGACCAGAGGGAUACAGACUUGGAUGGUGUUGGAGAUCAGUGUGAUAACUGUCCACUAGAACACAAUCCUGACCAGGAGGAUACUGACUCUGACCGCAUAGGUGACGAAUGUGACAACAACCAGGACAUAGAUGAAGAUGGUCAUCAAAAUAACCUUGAUAACUGCCCCUAUGUGCCCAAUGCUAAUCAAGCUGACCAUGAUAAGGAUGGAAAAGGUGAUGCCUGUGACCAUGAUGAUGACAAUGAUGGUAUCCCUGAUGACAAAGAUAACUGCCGACUGGUUGCCAACCCAGAUCAAGCUGAUUCUGAUGGUGAUGGACGUGGAGAUGCUUGCAAAGAUGACUUUGACCAAGACAGCGUGCCAGAUAUUGAUGACAUCUGCCCUGAAAAUGUGGACAUUAGUGAGACUGACUUCCGACGAUUUCAGAUGAUUCCCCUGGAUCCCAAGGGAACAUCCCAAAAUGAUCCCAACUGGGUGGUUCGUCACCAGGGUAAAGAACUGGUUCAGACAGUCAACUGUGAUCCUGGACUUGCUGUGGGUUUUGAUGAAUUCAAUGCUGUGGACUUCAGUGGCACGUUCUUCAUCAACACAGAAAGGGAUGAUGAUUAUGCUGGCUUUGUAUUUGGCUACCAAUCGAGCAGUCGUUUCUACGUUGUCAUGUGGAAGCAGAUCACCCAGUCUUACUGGGACUCCACACCAACAAAAGCUCAAGGCUACUCAGGUCUCUCCAUCAAAGUUGUGAAUUCCACCACAGGUCCAGGAGAACAUCUUCGUAAUGCUCUAUGGCACACAGGAAACACCCCUGGCCAGGUGAGAACUCUGUGGCAUGACCCUCGUCACAUAGGCUGGAAAGACUUCACAGCAUACAGAUGGCGUCUGAGCCAUAGACCAAAGACUGGCUACAUCAGAGUUGUAAUGUAUGAAGGGAAGAAAAUCAUGGCAGACUCGGGACCAAUCUAUGAUAAAACCUAUGCUGGUGGUCGACUAGGAUUAUUUGUCUUCUCUCAAGAAAUGGUGUUCUUCUCGGAUCUUAAAUAUGAAUGCAGAGGUAACGAGGACACUUUGUUGAUGUGAUUUAACUUAGCUGAUCCUUGGCCUGCAUUUAAAAUAAGCAACCCCCCUCCCCCAAAAAACCUUUGUUUUGAUCUGUCCUACUUUGUCUUUAGAGAAGCUCUCUCAAAAGAGUUAAAUGUCAUUUUGUGGAAUAGCUUUGUGAUCUUUCAUGACUUUAUGCCUGCAGAACUUGCUUAAAAUCAAGUGGAUGCCUUUUUGAUAAACUCUGCAUUGUUAGAAGUUUGUAUAAAAUCUUAAGUAUGUUUCUUUGAAACAGCAGAAAAAGAAUAGGAAUCCAUGUUAAGAUACAUUUCUCUUCUGGAACUGGAAUUACUUAAAAACAUUUAUCAGAAUGAAUCAACACAGAUGACAAAGUCCAAGAUGAAAAUGCAGAAUUUCGACUUUAGUUUAAAAAAGUCAUAUCUGAUAUGCAAAUAAACUGUAAUUUGCUUACCACCAAGCAAAUCAGAAGGCUGUGCAUGCAUUGCACUCUUGCAUUUCAGAGGUGAUAUGUGCAUAUCAGGAGAUCCAGGUGCUCUAGUUUUCCAUAUAUUGUGACUUUAUAUAACCAUUCAUAAUGAAGUAGAUUCUGAAGUUUAAGUACAUAAGCACUUUCAGUAUCAUUUACCAAAAUGUUCUUUACAAAUGUCUUUGGGUAUUAAUCUCUAGAAACAAUCAUGCUUAACAACACAGAAAUAUUUAGAUAUCUAACUUCCUUUUUCUUUUCACAGACCCAUAAUCACAAGGUUAUUGGAUCCAGAGACUAUUAAAAAAUGCUGGUAUUGCACCUUCUGAAACAUUUAGCCUUACAAAUCCUGGGACCAUUAUAUUAUUCCUUCCUUUCUUCUUUUUGCAUAAAUGUGGACUCAAAACACAUGACCUGCCUCAAGAGAAUGCUUUUGAGAGAAUGAAAGCAAGAACAUACUUGGUAUCUGACUUCUGCUGGAAUGGAAGGAAACAAAUCUCUUGCAAAUGAGAAUUGUCUUCAUUGAACAAGCACACUUCUUUCAGUAGGAAAGACAUUUGUUUUGCUGUUUAUCACAGUGCAGUGUCACUGCCUCUCUAACUGGAGGUCCCAUGGAGUAGCAUUUUGUAAAAGAACAUCUUUGGAUGUGCUGUGGACUACUUAAACUAAAGACCUUUCAUUGUGUGGGGAGAUUUUUUUUUGGGGUGGGAGGGUGAACUCUAAUGCUCUUUUCUUUAAGGGAGGGGGGACAAUUUCUUUAAUGGGUUUUGCGCUACCUUGGUUUACAUCUAUUUAACUUGUAGAAAUUAUCCUCUUAAUUUUCCAUCUUUCAGAUGAAAAUGCAGGCCUUGACUUCUGGGGGGACAGGGGGUGAGCUAGAUCAGCUGCUCUGUUAUACAGGACAAAAACAGACAUCCUAAAACUGAUUUCCAUGGUGGGAGGGGGAAGAAGAGGAUAAAAACUGGCACACUGGAUCACAUCAGCUUUGGGAGAACUGGGAUUCACAAUUAGAUUCUGUUUUUUGCCUGGUUAAAUGCAGAUCUUUCUUACCAUAUCUGAAAUAAAACAUUUAAAGGUGCCAGAGAGCACCACCAUCUCAACUAGUACUGUGCUGUCCUUUAGGGAACCAGCAUAUGCUUCAUAUUUUAUGGUUAAAAAGGCACAAAAACAAUAGCAAUGAAAAGCAUUCCUUUGCUGCAUGCCAUAGAUGCUUUAAGCCCCUCCCUUCUUGGGGAGGGGAAGGGGCCUGUAGAUAAAAUACUUAAAUUGUAAAAUAUUUAUUUUUACUUAUCCUUGAUGUUAUAACUGAGGGAUUAUUGAUUAAAACAAAAAGAAAUGCGUCGAGACUAUCCACCUAAUUGUUACAAGUCUUCAUGACUAAGAUUGUAAAUACAGAUUAUUUAUUAACUCUGUUCUAUACUGAAACUAGAGUGUUUUUAGUUGAGAAAAAUCUUGUUUGGACCAGAUAGUGGUGAUGUAUUUGUUACAAAGAGCAAUUUUCCCAUAAAGGAUUUGAGGCAUAGGGAAAAGUGGCAGGGUUGAGAAUGGAACGUGUGUUUUCUCAGUCUGAGCUCAGUGUUGGCUUUUCCUUUCUUUGUGCAAGGCAGUUGGUAAUCUGGCAGGCAACUGUUCUGCAGUGUUAAAACUCAAGUCGUCUUAGGGCAUAGCAGUCCCUGUCUCAUCCAUAGUGUUAGAGAUGAGGGAAUACCUUUUACAUACGUUCUUAGCAGUUAGUGCUGUGGAAUGGAAUGUCUGCAGUGCUCUACCACUGGUCACUGCCUGUCACAAAAACAGUAUCUGCCCUGAGGAGGCUGCAGAAAGAGGCAUAAUGACCACAAUCAAUAUCUAUUCAGAAUUGCUAUUUGUGCCACUGCAUACUACACAUUGUAACUAACAAUGUGCAGCUACCAAGGAAGGAAUUCUUUACAGACUAGACAGGAUUUCAGCAGCCCCUUGUAGAAGAGGGAGAGGGCUUGAUGUACAUUAGCAGAUGACUGUUUCCCCAGUGGAAGGGGCAGCAUCCUUAUAGCUACAAUGUUUCCUCCAAAAAGGAAAAGAAAUGAACACAGUGAAAGUUUUACGUACAAAUAUUACCUCAUUGUUGUAUGACUGAGAAAAACCUUAGAAUCAAGCAGAGUUCAAAUGUCUAACAAACUUUAAAGCUACUGUAGUACUAAGAAGUUAAUGCUGUACAUAGUCAAAAAUUCUUUGCAGAAAAGUGUAUUCCCAGUAAGGAAAUGGCAUUGGAAUAAAUGCCAAAUACAAUUUCUAAUGUUGUGUUAUAUUUUUCUGUCAUCUUGUAUACCAUUGCUUGUAUUUUUAUAAAUUAUUUUUCUUGUUGCCAUUGUUAUAGUUAAUCACGUAAUGGUGUAGAUAUGCUAUUUAAAUAAUUUAUCAUGAAAUGCUACCUGUAGAGUUAGUAUUUCUAUUUUUAUAAAAUGUUUGCACACUGAACUGAAGAUUUUUUUUUGCUUCCCUCUUCCCCAUGUUUUUGCUAGCAUAAUUUUCUAAGAAUAUGCCUUUUUGUAAACAUUUUUAACCAUUUUCCAUUUUAAAGCUGUGUAAGUUGUACAAUAAAGCUUCUUACAUACAAGGAACAAUAAACCAACAUGAACAUUUAUAUUUA
Messenger RNA from Struthio camelus australis, 6798 nucleotides. RefSeq names its product thrombospondin 1 (gene THBS1). Gene Ontology annotation, molecular function: protein binding; calcium ion binding. The record is from RefSeq and is a predicted model, not a curated record. Gene Ontology annotation, biological process: cell adhesion; negative regulation of angiogenesis. Gene Ontology annotation, cellular component: extracellular region. Lineage: Eukaryota; Metazoa; Chordata; Aves; Struthioniformes; Struthionidae.